AUGUCCAUCCUCUCGCUGGUCGAGGACCGACCAACCCCUCGGGAGGUCUACAACUGGCGCGUCUAUCUUCUCGCUGCCGUUGCCUCCUUUACCAGUUGCAUGAUUGGCUAUGAUUCCGCGUUCAUUGGCACGACUCUCAGUCUCGAUUCCUUCAAGGAUGAGUUCCGGUGGGAAGAGAUGAGCGACAGCAAGCAGCGCUUGGUCAGCGCCAACAUUGUCUCCCUCUACCAAGCCGGUGCCUUCUUCGGUGCUCUCUUUGCCUACCCUGCCGGUCACUUCUGGGGCCGCAGAUUGGGCCUUAUGGCCUCUGCUCUGGUCUUCUUCCUUGGUGCUGGUAUGAUGCUGGGUGCCAAUGGCGACCGUGGACUUGGCCUAAUCUAUGGUGGACGUGUGCUCGCCGGUAUCGGUGUCGGUGCUGGUUCCAACCUCUGCCCGAUCUAUAUCUCUGAGAUGGCGCCCCCUGCCAUUCGUGGUCGUCUUGUCGGUGUCUACGAACUGGGAUGGCAGAUUGGAGGUGUUGUCGGUUUCUGGAUCAACUAUGGUGUGGAUGAGACCCUCGCCCCUAGCCACAAGCAAUGGCUCAUCCCCUUCGCCGUGCAACUCAUCCCCGCUGGUCUGCUGAUCAUCGGCGCCAUCUUCAUCCGCGAGUCUCCUAGAUGGAUGUUCCUACGUGGCAAACGUGAGCAGGGCAUUGAAACUCUCGCCUGGAUCCGCAACCUCCCCGCCGACCACAUUUACAUGAUGGAGGAAGUGAGCAUGAUCGACCAGUCUCUCGAGCAGCAGCGGGCAAAGAUUGGUCUUGGCUUCUGGAAGCCCUUCAAGGCCGCUUGGACCAACAAGCGCAUUCUCUACCGUCUUUUCCUGGGUAGCAUGCUGUUCCUCUGGCAGAACGGUUCUGGUAUCAACGCCAUCAACUACUACAGCCCUACUGUCUUCCGCAGUAUUGGUGUCACUGGUGGUAACACUAGUCUCCUUACAACGGGUAUCUUUGGUGUCGUCAAGGCUGUCAUUACUUUUGUCUGGCUACUAUACCUAAUCGACCACAUGGGCCGCCGUCUCCUUCUCCUCGUCGGUGCCGCCGGUGGGUCAAUUUGUCUGUGGGUUGUGGGUGCGUAUAUCUGUGUGGCGAAGCCCGAGAACAACCCCGAGGGUACUCAACUCGGUGGAGGCGGCAUCGCGGCCAUGUUCUUCUUCUACCUGUGGACGGCCUUCUACACUCCAUCCUGGAACGGUACCCCAUGGGUCAUCAACUCUGAAAUGUUCGACCCCACUGUUCGAUCUCUCGCCCAAGCCUGCGCUGCGGCCUCCAACUGGCUCUGGAACUUCCUCAUCUCGCGCUUCACCCCGCAGAUGUUCGAUAAGAUGAGCUACGGCGUUUACUUCUUCUUUGCAUCUCUGAUGAUUCUCUCUAUCAUCUUUGUGUGGUUCCUCAUUCCAGAGACCAAGGGUAUACCGCUGGAGAGCAUGGAGUCGCUCUUCGACAAGAAGCCCGUGUGGCGGGCUCAUGCCAUGCUGCUCAAGGAGCUGCGCGAAGACGAGGAGCGCUUCCGUCAUGAUAUUGAGGAGACCCAGUACAAGCGGGCUGGUAUGCAGGAACACAUUGAGGAGGCGAAGGUCUAA
Aspergillus calidoustus is the source of this 1620-nucleotide messenger RNA. The record is from the annotation of a GenBank genome assembly. Lineage: Eukaryota; Fungi; Ascomycota; Eurotiomycetes; Eurotiales; Aspergillaceae.